Molecule: messenger RNA, 2111 nt
Organism: Sesamum indicum (sesame)
Lineage: Eukaryota; Viridiplantae; Streptophyta; Magnoliopsida; Lamiales; Pedaliaceae
Product: putative polyamine transporter At3g13620
Biological process (GO): transmembrane transport
Cellular component (GO): membrane
Molecular function (GO): transmembrane transporter activity
Source: RefSeq, a predicted model, not a curated record
CCAAGCUCCAAUCAUAUCUGCAGUCUCCAUACCAAUAAAAUUUACUUCUGAGAUUUUCCCCAGUUCUACACUCUCUCAGUUGUUUUCAAACUUACUGUGACAAUGUCAACGCUUUCCAAAGAAACCCAACCACCGCUGCCGCCGUCGCUGCAGCAAGAACUUCCGGUUACCACAGCCACCACUCCGGCUGUCAAGAAGAAACUAACCCUCAUUCCCCUCAUCUUCCUGAUCUAUUUCGAAGUAGCAGGCGGCCCUUAUGGCGAAGAGCCCGCCGUCCAAGCCGCUGGCCCUCUCUUCGCCAUCCUCGGGUUUCUGAUUUUCCCCUUCAUCUGGAGUAUCCCGGAAGCCCUGAUCACCGCCGAGCUCUCCACGGCCUUACCCGGCAACGGCGGAUUCGUGUUAUGGGCUGACAGGGCAUUCGGUCCCUUCUUCGGUUCCCUUAUGGGUACGUGGAAGUUCCUUAGUGGUGUCAUAAACAUAGCUGCUUUUCCUGCUCUUUGUAUUGAUUAUUUGAAGAGAAUCUUUCCAAUUUUUUCAUCUGGAUUACCCAGACAAUUAGCCCUCUUGAUUUCCACUGUGUUCCUCUCGCUCUUGAAUAUCACUGGUUUAACCAUAGUUGGGUAUGUUGCGGUGGCGUUAGGGGUUAUCUCCCUCGCGCCAUUCAUUGUAAUGUCUUUGAUAGCCAUACCCCAAAUUCAUCCCCACAGAUGGAUUAGUUUAGGGCAGAAAGGCGUGAAGAAAGAUUGGACUUUGUUCUUCAACACUCUUUUUUGGAACCUCAAUUUUUGGGAUAAUGUUAGUACUAUGGCAGGGGAAGUUGAGAAUCCACAGAAAACAUUCCCUUUAGCCCUGUUUUCUGCAGUGAUCCUCACAUGUUUGGGAUACAUAAUCCCUCUUGUGGCCGUAACUGGUGCAGUCGUGGUUGAUCAGAGUAAGUGGGAGACUGGCUUCAUGGCCGACGCAGCAAGAACUAUAUCUGGCACAUGGCUCAAAGUUUGGAUUGAGAUUGGAGCAGUUCUGUCGGCCGUUGGUCUCUUUGAAGCUCAACUAAGCAGCAGUGGUUAUCAACUUCUUGGAAUGGCUGACUUGGGCCUUCUACCACAGUUUUUUGCUUCGAGAUCAAAGCGGUUCAAUACUCCCUGGGUCGGUAUCUUAUUCUCAACUUUGAUUGCCAUUGGUGUAUCUUACAUGAGCUAUACGGACAUUGUUGCCUCUGCCAAUUUUUUAUACAGUUUGGGUAUGUUGCUGGAGUUUUCCUCCUUUCUUUGGUUGAGGUGGAAGUCCCCAGAAAUGAAUAGGCCUUAUAAAGUGCCUCUCCCGUUAUAUGCCCUUGUUAUAAUGUGCCUCGUCCCCUCUGUCUUUCUGGUGUUCAUAAUGGUCAUAGCUACCAAGAUGGUUUACUUGGUGAGUGGAUUAAUGACUAUUGGAGGAAUUGGUUGGUUCUUCCUAAUGAGAGUUUGCAAAUCAAAGGGGCUCUUACAUUUCAAGAGGAAUUCGGAGGACCAAUGAGUUUUAAUAUAUUUGAGUAGGAAAAUUUGUAAAGAAAGUAAAUCAUACCACAUUUGGAGCCGUGGAAUUCGGAGUGUGCCAAGAAGAAUCCGCUUGCGCAUCGCAAGAAAGAGGAAUGAUGAUGAAGAUGCUAAGGAGGAGCUUUACUCUUUGGUUACUGUUGCAGAAAUUCCAGAUGGAGGGUUGAAGGGAUUGGGAACCCAAGUUAUUGAUGAGGAAGAAUGAUUCUCUGUUUUAAAAUCACUUUGCUAGCUGUAUAGAGAAGUUGAUUUGAAGGAUGCAAUUCUUCCAGUUUGAGACACGUAUCUCAUAUUAGAAUUCACUUGAUAUUGUUUCUCUUUGUUUUAACGGUCAGAAAGUUAAAUUGCUUGUUAUGGUUAGAUGCAUACUCUUAUGGGGUUGGCUCUGGCUGCUGGUUAUUUUUAGUUAUGCUCCUUUUUAGGGGUAUUCUAGCAACAGCUCUUAAAUGGCUUUGAGUUUAAGCUUGAGAAUGGAAUUCUCAAAAUCGUGUUUGCAGAUCAAUUAUGAUCCUAAGAGUGUUUGGUGACUUGAGUUUAAAUAGCUUUUGGCUGAUGAUGGUAAAGAAAGCGUUGGCGUUUCAA